Messenger RNA from Striga asiatica, 1209 nucleotides. The record is from the annotation of a GenBank genome assembly. Lineage: Eukaryota; Viridiplantae; Streptophyta; Magnoliopsida; Lamiales; Orobanchaceae.
AAUAUUUUCACCUUUUAAAAUAUGAAAAUAUCCACAUCUUCAUCUUUUUAUCUCCUGCAACUUGACUGUGAGCAAUCAAACAUGGAUACAUGCCUUUCCUCAAACCAGUCACCAGAGGCAGUGGAGAAGCCGAAAAUUAAUGCUAGAAAAACAGCCACACAGUUUCUCAUAUUUCCACUUUCCUCCCCUCCUUUCUAUUUUAUUCACAGCUCUCCCUUUUCCAGACAGCCAUUCUGUUCGAAUCCCAACUCGAGGUUCUUGAUGGAGACUACGAAGGUUGUUCGUGAAGUUCAGAAAUUCGUAGCUUUUAAUGUUGAGAACUGUUUCAAGAUGGUGGACAAUUUGAGGUCCCAAAAUAGGGUUCUAGAUAAAGUUUUGUCCUUUUGUGCUUGUGUUCAAAAUGGCCGCCAGCUUCCAAGAAUGAAAAGGUGGAAUUUGUCUGUGCCCUCCAAUUCAAAUUUUGCCGCCAUUUUACCAGGAGAUUCUUUGGCUGGACUCGUCGUGACAAACGGGAUCUCGAAUUUCUUAAACAUUUACAACACUGUGUUAGUCUUGAGGCUCGUCUUAACUUGGUUCCCUAAUGCCCCUCCAGCAAUCGUCAACCCACUUAGCACUAUAUGUGAUCCAUACUUGAACCUAUUCCGAGGAAUUAUCCCACCACAAGGUGGACUUGAUUUGUCGCCAAUAUUAGCAUUUCUUGUUUUAGAUGUAUUUACGAGCUCGGCUGCUGCACUGCCUGCUGAACUUCCACCCACCGAAGGAUUGAUAGGUAUUGAAAAUCCUAAAACGUCAUUUCGCCUUACCUCAUCACACAAGAAGUGGAUGAUGAGAAGGUUUUCAGGAAGCAAGUCCACGAGUUCUAGAUGUGAACAAGAAGGAGCAAUAAUACGGAUUAGCAACAGAUUAUCGUCCCACGACAAGAAAAUAUUGGCAAUGGCUUUAGCGAUUGUUGCUAUACUUUCGCCUCUUUACAUUGAUCGUCAAUCGAUGCCUGAGCCAGAGGACGAUGAAGAAGAUUCGUACUUAUCUUGCUAUUUUUUGCCGGUUUUGCUGCUGGUUCUUAUAAUAGGCAUAGCAGUAUCAGCUUACUUAGAGCAUGGAUUUAGCAGGUUGGACCCUUACUGGAUUCACAGGGUAGGUGGAUCUUCAACUGGGAUAUUUAUUCUUUUAAUUGUUCUUACUUUGGUUUUGAGGUGUAAAAGCUCUUGA